Molecule: messenger RNA, 1011 nt
Organism: Drosophila arizonae
Lineage: Eukaryota; Metazoa; Arthropoda; Insecta; Diptera; Drosophilidae
Gene: Gem3
Product: Gemin 3
Cellular component (GO): cytosol
Molecular function (GO): ATP binding; RNA helicase activity; nucleic acid binding
Source: RefSeq, a predicted model, not a curated record
GCGAUUCCCAUGGCGAUAGCUGGAAUGGAUCUGUUGGUGCAGUCAAAGAGUGGAACGGGAAAAACUUUGAUUUAUGUGCUUGCCGCAUUACAAAAGAUAGAUAAGUCGGUGGCCAGUCCGCAGACUUUGAUAAUUGUGCCAACUCGUGAACUGGCCAUACAGGUGGAGGACACUGUUAACGGCUUGGCGAACAAAUUGCACAACAGAAACGCUUACCUGUGUGUUAGUUUCAUUGGCGGCACAGAUGUGAAGCGAGAUCGCAUGCGCAUGGCUCGAGGGCGGAUUAUAGUGGGUACACCAGGUCGUCUGCUUCAUCUCAUUCAGAACAACGUAUUCAAUACGUCGGCAGUCAAGCUGCUCGUGCUGGAUGAGGCAGACCAAUUGUAUUGCACUGAUUCAUUGCAGAAGGAUGUGCAAGCGCUCGUUGCAUCGCUGCAGCCCGGGAUUCAAAUAAUUGCCUGUAGCGCUACCUAUCCGAAUGCGCUAGACGAGCGUCUUGCCAAGUUGAUGCACAAGCCAGUGCUGGUCUCUAACAGCGAGCGAGCCACCGUACUGGUGGGCGUUCGGCAAUUUGUCUAUGAACUGCCAGCACAAGUGAACAGYAUGCAGGAUAUGAUGUCUAAGCUGAAAGCGGUGCAGAAGAUAAUUACCCAAGUGGCCUAUGACCAGGUUAUACUUUUCGCCAGCUCGCAGAGUCGCGCCGAUUCCUUUCGCAACUAUUUGCAACGGGAUGGCAUUGAAUGUGAACUUAUGUCUGGAGCUAUGAAGCAAAGCGAACGGUUGCAGACAUUCCAGGCCUAUCGCAACUUCAAAAUGCGCAUAAUAGUGUCCACUGAUUUAAUGGCGCGAGGUGUUGAUUCAUCGCAUGCGAAUUUGGUUAUUAACUUGGAUCCACCCAAYGAUCUGGUGACUUACUUGCAUCGCAUUGGGCGUGCUGGGCGCUUUGGCUCCAAAGGCAUUGCCAUUACAUUUAUUUCCUCGCCACAACAGUGCCAAUCCUUUAAGCAGAUC